AAACAAAACAAAACCCGGGCGUGCCUUGUAAGAGGGCGGCCGGGUUUGCGCAGGCGCAGCGUGGCCGCGGGUGGGCGGAACUGGUCGGGAUGAGUGGCGGAGGGACAGAGACCCCUGUGGGUUGUGAGGCCGCCCCGGGCGGUGGCAGCAAGAAGAGGGACUCCCUGGGGACUGCGGGCUCAGCGCACCUCAUUAUCAAGGAUCUUGGAGAAAUUCAUUCAAGGCUUUUGGAUCACAGACCAGUUAUUCAAGGUGAAACUCGUUAUUUUGUAAAAGAAUUUGAAGAAAAACGUGGUCUUCGAGAAAUGCGAGUUCUUGAAAAUUUGAAGAACAUGAUCCAUGAAACAAAUGAACAUACUCUUCCCAAAUGUAGAGACACAAUGCGGGACAGCCUCAGCCAGGUUCUCCAGAGAUUGCAAGCAGCUAAUGACUCAGUCUGUAGACUCCAACAGAGGGAACAGGAACGAAAAAAGAUUCAUAGUGACCACUUAGUAGCUAGUGAGAAACAGCAUAUGCUCCAGUGGGACAACUUCAUGAAGGAGCAACCCAACAAAAGGGCUGAAGUGGAUGAAGAGCACAGAAAAGCCAUGGAGAGGCUUAAAGAACAAUAUGCUGAGAUGGAGAAGGACCUAGCGAAAUUUUCAACCUUUUAAGAACUUGAACCACAACAAUCACAAACUAAUGAGAAGAUGUUCACCUCUCUCCUGAAAACUAUUCCCACCAGACCAUUUAGCCUCUGCUUCAAGCUUAGCAAUAUAUUCAGUGGCACUCUUAUAUCAGAAGAAAGAAGUUUCUACUGGCAUUCUGAUUGGAUGUUUAAAGAAGGGUGCCACAUUUUUCCAGCUUUAAGUGCCUAUGUAUGAUUAUUUGAAUGAAGAGGAGUAGGAAGGAAAAUUGAAUCAAUAUACUCUUUGUUAGUCAGAAUUGAUCAUCUUUUCCAUUGAUUAGCUCAGAGAACUGUAGGUAUAGACUUCUUAGAAAGAUAAUUUCAUUCAUUUCUAUACAGGGUUAACAAUAGUUUAUUAUUGUGGCUUAAUGGGAAGGUAUAGAAGCUACCUGACAUAGCCUCCUUGGCUGUUGGAAGGAUGUAUAAAGUGUUACUGCAUGAGUAAUGUAGACAAAAAAAAAAAAAGCCAGCUGUCCUUGGAGCAGAGAUCACAUUUCAGAGAGGUGAGAGUGAACACAUUGUCUCUGCUGUGGCAAAGAUGGCCACGCUGGUGUUUGAGCUGCCUCUUGGGAAGGGUUGCAUAUUUUACAGUGCAGCAUAAUGCCAUGGGCUUCCGUGGAUGGGAAGACACAUGUUAAGUUUUGUGGCCUUCCAGCACUUACUAUUUUCAGCUUUUAAAGCAUGCUUAGAAGGAAAAGCUUACCAAAAAUAUAUUUUGACAUUUAGUUUUUCCAAGAGCUAUAAUCUUGCCCAUAGUAUUUACCUCAUUUUUGUGUCUGUUUUGCUGUGGGUAAGCUUUAUAAGAUAAAUAAUGUCUAUACAUGUUUCGACUGUUUAAUGAGUAAUCAACAAAAUCUGCCAGAGAGUCCCUCUGGAACCAUAUAAAGUUCCUGGCUUUGAAUGAACCAGAAGUGUUUGCCCACAUAGCAAAUGGUCCAUGUUAAAUGUAAAUCCUUUUUAGUGUUAAUGUCUGUUCUCAUAAGCAGGUAUAUUAUGAUGAAACAUGUACCAGUUCUGUCAUCACUGUGAUCUUUAAAAACCUGCAUUUAACAGUCUAAUUUGAGGCUGGGUGCAGUGGCUCACACCUGUAAUCUCAACACUUUGGGAGGCCGAGGCAGGCGGAUCAUUUGAAGUCAGGAGUUCAAGCCUAGCCUGGCCAACAUGGUGAAACCUCGUCUCUACUAAAAAUACAAAAAUUAGCCCGGCAUAUUGGUGCACGCUUGUAAUCCCAGCUACUCAGGAGUCUGAGGCACGAGAAUCACCUGAACUCAGGAGGCGGAGGUUGCAGUGAGCUGAGGUGGCACCACUGCACUCCAGCUUGGGUGACAGAGUGAGACUCCAUCUCAACAACAAAAAAAUCUAACUGAAGAACUAAGUUGAUUUUUUAUUUGCCAUAAACCAAGCAAAAGUAAAUGCAAUAAUUUCGAGAUUUAUAGUAAACAAAUUUGAGGUAUGGAUAAAUCUUUCACAUAUUUUUUAUUGCUCUUUAGUAAAGAAAGGCACAAGAAAGAAAAUAUCCAGCUCUCUUGUGUUAUCUCAGUGUGGCGACUGCAGAAAAUUGACAAUGCCUGCCUGUGUAAAUGUAUGGCUUACUGUCAAAGCUUCAUUCUUGGCUGCAUGUUGAAAAUGUGAUUAAAGUUAAUAGAGGAGAUGAAAUAAGUAUUUGAGAUUUUUUUCAAUAACACUGAACUUCUGCCAGCUUUCUCUAUCCGCUACUGUAGGCUUGACAGGCUCAUCAAUCAUUUGCUGGUACCUGGACUAAAAAGCGCACUUGCUGACACCAAGGCAUGUUGGAAUUUUCUUAAUUCAGUGGAUGGAAAAAGAAAUACUUCCAAAAAUAUCCCACACAUGAAAAGGGAGGGGAGCCUUAAAUGAAAAUUCCCUUUGUACCGUAGACACUUUUUGGAAUGCGAUUAAUUGCCAACACAUCAUUGAACGAAUGCUGUAACCAAGAAGUUAAGAUUGUGUGUGUGAAGGGAAUAUAUUCUUAACUGUGGCUACCCAACUUGUAUAGCAAAGAUUUCUGAUAGUUUGUGUUCAUCUCAUGUGAAUAAUAAAUACUUUACCCUA
Pan troglodytes (chimpanzee) is the source of this 2737-nucleotide messenger RNA. It is a transcript of the gene BLOC1S5, whose product is annotated as biogenesis of lysosomal organelles complex 1 subunit 5. The transcript is spliced from 5 exons. The record is from RefSeq and is a predicted model, not a curated record. Gene Ontology annotation, cellular component: transport vesicle; BLOC-1 complex. The coding region runs from base 90 to 653 and encodes 187 amino acids. Lineage: Eukaryota; Metazoa; Chordata; Mammalia; Primates; Hominidae.